AUGCAUCAGUCUGACCGAGUGACGGACGAUGGCCGCUCCGCUCAUCACGCCGACCGAUCCCAACAACGUCGCCAGAAGGCGGUCGACCCCGAAUGGACCAGCGCCAAAAACGGCAUCUCCGCAGCCGACCAGGCCUCCGAGUCAAACGAUCCUCCCAGCAAACGACGACGAGUCGCGCUGGCGUGCACCGUCUGCCGUGGGCGGAAAUCACGUUGCGAUGGCAUGCGUCCCAAGUGCUCAUUGUGUAUCGAGUUGGGAUUUGAAUGCGUCUAUCAACAGUCUGCGUCAUAUUCGAACAUCAUCAUCGGCAAAGAGUACCUAUCGUCCAUCGAGGAUAGAUUGAAAGAGGUAGAAGGCCGCCUUGCUUCGCUAGAGAAUCGCGACCGGAACGUUGUCUACCAACCUGCCAAUCCGAACACCUCAAAUGGCGUCUCUUCCCUGGAUUCUGAAAAGCAGGAAACGGCGUGCCUGCGAGAAGAGAGUCUCGAAGAUGCCGAAACCGUCGAAGACCCCAUUGAUGCUAUGGGGGCGGUCACCUUUGCGCAGGAAGAGGACUGCGCAUUCUUUGGGCCUUCUUCAAAUAUCGCCUUCUUGAGACACGUCUCGAGGGCCGUGGCCCGGUUGACUCACGAUCCUGAACCCUGGAAGCCGUCUCCCGCAGAACAUCAUUCAGUAGGAUUUACAGGAGGCUUCAUCAACACCUCAGGCCCGGCCUCGCCCAUUCCGACGCCACGCGAUCCUCCUCUCGAUCAAGUGAACAUCUAUGCUCUUCCUCCUGACUCGGUCGCACGGGAGCUCCUCACCUGGUACUUCAGCAACACGGGCCUAUUGUUUCCCUACAUUCAUGAGCACUCGUUCAUGGCCACAUUUGAACAGGCCAGCAAGGACAAGUUCAAGGGCGUCAGGAGAAUUUGGCUCGCCCUCCUCAAUAUCGUCUUCGCUCAUGCCGUAGUGCACGCACGGGAAAUCACCACCACUCCAGGAAGUGUCGAGUCAGCCUCGGCGAAAGCCAGCGCAGAGUCAGAAAUAUACUUUCGCAGAGCUUCAGGGCUCUUCAACGACAAGAACGCGAAUGGAACGGGCACUAAAACAGUUCAGUUCCUCCUCCUCAUGGGCCAGUACCUUCAAGGAACGCAGAAAUCAGUACAGACAUGGAAGACACAUGGUCUUGCGGUGCGAGCCGCAUUCCAGAUAGGACUUCAUUCCAGCGAUCUAGCCAGAGUCUUUCCUCCGCUGGAGCAGGAGGUUCGCAAAAGGACAUGGUUUGGUUGCAUCAUGCUCGACCGGACCUUGAGCAUGACCUUUGGCCGACCACCCGCAAUCCCUGACAGCUACGUCCAAGUUGAUCUGCCCAUGGAAUUCUCCGUAGUCGACGGCGGAGCUACAGGAACCGACAAGAAGGAGUCAUUGAGCAUUGCGUUUUUCAACGGCACCAUCUCGCUUUACAAAGUGCUUUGCACCAUUAUCGACUCACUCUACGGCCAGAACCUCGCCUGUUCAUUCAAAGCGAGCGCCGUCGACACAAUCGCCCUCGUCUACAAGAUCGAAAACCAGCUUUCGGAGUGGCAACGAGGACUGCCGUCCCAUAUGAGGCUCAUCGCCACCCAAGACAUAUUGCCAGAACGCUUACCGCACGUAGAGGGUUCGGCCGAGGAAGCAUGGCGGCAAUUGCGACUCCGGUUCAUCCUGACUCUCCGCUACACCAACGUGCGCAUCUUGCUGCAUCGCCCGGUGUUGGUAAAGUUCCUCGAUGGAUUGAGCAACCCAGCCAGCCAUCAGGAUACAUCGUUGUUACAACAGGUCGGCACCAUCCAUAUACAGAUCGCCAUCAAGUCGGCCAAGGAGAUUAUCUGUCUGGUGCACAAUGCCCUCCAAUCUGCCACGGGCCGAUCAAAGUGGGGCUUGUUGGGCGCCUGGUGGUUUUCGCUGUAUUACACAUUCAAUGCAGCCUUGGUGCUGGGAGCAUGCGUCCUGGUCCAAAUCGAUCAGAAGGCCUCAGAGAACGAAUCCAAUAUGUCAUUGACCGAGUCGACAGAGGAUAUGUGCCUGCAUUUGGAAAUGGCCAUCGAAGCGAUCCGCCAUCUGGACAGCGACAAUCGCAUGGUCGCGCGGUGCCGAGAUUAUCUCGAGCAGUUUGUUCAGGUUGUCCAGGCGCUAGCAAUCGGACAGGGCCUCAUCCCUCAACCCCACAACUGGCAGCCCGUCACAUACCACCAACCGACGAACCAGGCCUCCUUCGGACAGGUACCGCCCGUCCCGCCUCACGGAGCAAGCGACUAUGGAGUGCUGCUCGGUGGCGGGGCCGCAGCGGUAGGUGCCAGCGUGGGCAUGGGCAUAUACAACCACAACGGCGGCAUCGUGGCGAACAGCAAGCAGUCCCCGCUCGGUAUGGAGCUGGGAGAGUUCAUGCUCGAUGGCGAUCUCGAGUUUCUGAGCAGCCACUCUUUCGCGUAUAACCGCGGAGUGGCUCAGUGA
This is a messenger RNA of Fonsecaea pedrosoi CBS 271.37, 2475 nucleotides long. RefSeq lists its product as uncharacterized. The record is from RefSeq and is a predicted model, not a curated record. The transcript has 7 exons. Gene Ontology annotation, biological process: positive regulation of transcription from RNA polymerase II promoter by galactose; DNA-templated transcription. Gene Ontology annotation, molecular function: zinc ion binding; RNA polymerase II cis-regulatory region sequence-specific DNA binding; DNA-binding transcription factor activity, RNA polymerase II-specific. Gene Ontology annotation, cellular component: nucleus. NCBI's taxonomy places the organism in Eukaryota, Fungi, Ascomycota, Eurotiomycetes, Chaetothyriales, Herpotrichiellaceae. The coding region runs from base 1 to 2475 and encodes 824 amino acids.